ACUAAAGAGAAAGACAGAGUAAAGCACCAACAGGCCCCACUCUCUCUCUCUCUCUCUCUCUCUCUCUCUCACACACACACACACACACAAACACACAGCUUCACCCCGUCAACAAGAAGCCACGGGGGAUCCACAAGGGGACGUUCUUGGACCCUGGGUUUUAGUUUUUAUGAUAUGUAUGUCGAGGCCUCGUUGACGGAGCUUAGCGGGGCACUCAAUAUGGAAGGCGUUGAGGGGAUGAUGCUGAGGUGGUGCGUCUCAGGUGGUCUGCUGUGUGUAGGUGAUGAGAAGAGGUACUACUUGGAAGCUGGUGCUGUGAGGGUGGUGGUGGUGGCUGUAGUUCCAGAGAUAGAUAGAUAUAUAGAUCCCUUGUUGACAGUACCGGGGUGGCCGGGCUCCGAGGGCUCCCUGAGGACGAGAUCCCUUGCCUCGUCUUGGUGAAGGCAGCACUGGCUGAGUACCGAGAACAAUACGAGCAGGCACUGAAAGAUUCACCAAAUUUGAUGGACGGGAAGAGCGAUGUUCCUCAAAAAGCAGAACGAACAGAGGAACAUAAGGAGAUUAUGCCCGGCAAUAUAACGAAUGAAGGUUUAGCUAAAGAGAAGAAAGAACAACUUUCUCCACAGGAAAGCACUAUUGUGACAUCUGUGGAAAAGAAGAAUGUUACAGAGAAGGAUGAUGGACUUCAGAAAGUAGAACGAACAGAGGAAAUAAAGGAGAUUUUGUCCGGCAAUAUAACGAAUGAAGUUUUAGUAAACCAAAAAGAAGAACAACUUUCUCCACAGGAAAGCACCAAGGUGACAUCUGUGGAAAGGAAGAAUGUUACAGAAAAGGAUGAUGGACAUCAGAAAGUAGAACGAACAGAGGAAAUAAAGGAGAUUAUGCCCGGCAAUAUAACGAAUGAAGUUUUAGUAAACCAGAAAGAAGAACAACUUUCUCCACAGGAAAGCACUAUUGUGACAUCUGUGGAAAGGAAGAAUGUUACAGAGAAGGAUGAUGGACAUCAGAAAGUAGAACGAACAGAGGAAAUAAAGGAGAUUAUGCCCGGCAAUAUAACGAAUGAAGUUUUAGUAAAACAGAAAGAAGAACAACUUUCUCCACAGGAAAGCACCAAGGUGACAUCUGUGGAAAGGAAGAAUGUUACAGAAAAGGGUGAUAGAAAAGAUGUCGAGAAAGAAACUGUAAUUCAAAAAGAAGUCGAAAAGAAUGUGUGUGAUAGCGACAUCAAAGAGGUUCGUAACGAAAAACAUCUUAAUGAAACAAUUGAAGACUUGAAACACCAAGUUGAUGAUGUGAAAAACAAGAUUAAGGAAGAAAAAGCAAAGGCUGAAGAAACAAAUCCUACGCGUAGCCUAUGCGUCGUAAAAGAACCAAGUGCUGCCCCUAUCAUUCAAGAUGGUAAAGUCGUUGAAAAGAUAGUCCCUGCUGUGACGCCAGCGAAGGUUGCUGAAAAGAUCCAUCCCACGAUGACGGAAGGAAAAGUCCCCGUUGUGACAAAAGAGAAGGUUGUUGAGCAGGCUGCCCCUUCGGUGACAGAGGAGAUCGUAAGCAUCUCUAAGGAGCAAGAAAAAGUCCCUGUUAUGGCAGAAGAGAAGAAGGUUAUUGAAAAGAUUAUCCCCUCGGUGACAGAAGGAAAAGUCCCGGUAGUCCCUCAACAGGAGGUUGUUGAAAAAGUUGCCCCAUCGCCGACAGAAGAAAAAGUUCCUGUUGUGACUCAAGAAAGAGCUAUUGAGCAGAAUGCCCCACAAGAAAGGGUUAUUGAACAGGCUGCCCCACAAGAAAGGGUUAUUGAACAGGCUGCCCCACAAGAAAGGGUUAUUGAAAAGGCUGCCCCACAAGAAAGGGUUAUUGAACAGGCUGCCCCACAAGAAAGGGUUAUUGAAAAGGCUGCCCCACAAGAAAGGGUUAUUGAAAAGGCUGCCCCACAAGAAAGGGUUAUUGAACAGGCUGCCCCACAAGAAAGGGUUAUUGAACAGGCUGCCCCACAAGAAAGGGUUAUUGAAAAGGCUGCCCCACAAGAAAGGGUUAUUGAACAGGCUGCCCCACAAGAAAGGGUUAUUGAACAGGCUGCCCCUACGGCGACAGAAGAGAUUGUCACUGUUUCUAAAGAGAAAGAAGAAGUCCCUGUUGUAACAACGGUGACGGAAGGAAAAGUCCCCGUUGUGACAAAAGAGAAGGUUGUUGAGCAGGCUGCCCCUUCGGUGACAGAGGAGAUCGUAAGUGUCUCUAAGGAGCAAGAAGUCCCUGUUGUGGCAGAAGAGAAGAAGGUUAUUGAAAAGAUUCACCCUACGAUGACGGAAGGAAAAGUCCCGGUAGUCCCUCAACAGGAGGUUGUUGGAAUAGUUGCCCCUUCACCGACAGAAGAAAAAGUUCAUGUUGUGACACAAGAAAGGGCUAUUGAACAGGCUGCCCCUCCGGCGACAAACGAGGUUGUCACUGUUUCUAAAGAGAAAGAAGAAGUCCCUGUUGUUGUAACAGAGGAAAAGGUUCCCGUUGUGAUAAAUCAGACAGUUGUUGAAAAGAUUAAUUCUACGGUGACAGAAGGAAAAGUCCUGGUAGUCCCUCAACAGGAGGUUGUUGAAAAAGUUGCCCCAUCGCCGACAGAAGAAAAAGUUCCUGUUGUGACACCAGAAAGAGCUAUUGAGCAGAAUGCCCCACAAGAAAGGGUUAUUGAACAGGCUGCCCCUACGGCGACAGAAGAGAUUGCCACUGUUUCUAAAGAGAAAGAAGAAGUCCCUGUUGUUGUAACAGAGGAAAAGGUUCCCGUUGUGACAAAUGAGACAGUUAUUGAAAAGAUUACUCCUUCCGUAACAGAAGAAAAAGAUGUCAAUCAACGAAAGGUUGUUUCUUACGAAGAUGCUACAGAAAAUCAGGAAAAUCAAGUUACUGGAGAUGAGGAAACGGACAAAACUGAAUUGAAGUUUAUCGUCACCAUACAAGAGAGAAUAGUCCGUGAACAGACAGUCUCGAUCAUACCCGUGAUGGACAAGGGCGCCAACAAAAGACCGAACAGAAAGUUGGUGAAAAAAGAAAUGAGAAGAGUAGCGAAGAAGGUGGGCCGCGCUGUGCUUGAAGAACUAUCCAAGGAACACAGCACAGCGGGGGAGGGCCAGUAGCAGAAGCUGUAACCAGUGUGAGGGGAUAGGCUGCCACUUUCCACCAAACCGACAGUCACCACCACCAAAAUGUCCCCUCACCACCCAGCUGCUUGCGAUGCGAUCCCAAAACUAAAUUCCCUAAGAAAGUGUUCCUUAUUUACUUGU
Messenger RNA from Eriocheir sinensis (Chinese mitten crab), 3263 nucleotides. Its product is annotated as titin-like. The record is from RefSeq and is a predicted model, not a curated record. The transcript has 2 exons. Lineage: Eukaryota; Metazoa; Arthropoda; Malacostraca; Decapoda; Varunidae. The coding region runs from base 504 to 3116 and encodes 870 amino acids.